AGACGGACCUUAGUGCGCACGCGUGAAGGCGGCUAAAUUCAAAACUCAAGACGUUAGCGUCGAGACUUGUUCGCAUUAGCUUCAAAAUUGUUACGUAUCGUAUGUAAUGUGGUUGAAGAUAAACGACUUGAAAAUGGUUUCAAGUUAGUUAAGAAGUAAUAAUAAAAAACGUAUUUGUCUUAGAACGCCGCAACAUCACAAUCAACAAUAGCAAGUUGACGAUGGAGCCUCUGGAUCCUCCCAAAAAUAAUGAAGGCAGUGGAUUUUCAAAACGCCGCCUUUCCUCGAUUUUAAAAGCGCCACGGAAAUCAGCCAGGUUCCCUGACCAAGAUCAGCAAGAAAAUGUGGUGGAACGUGUCAAACCAGUGGAAAAGAGGAAUUCAAGACGAGUCAGUUUUGCCCCUGCUAAUGACGUCCUUCUGUUUUCUAAGGAUGUCAAAAAUGCCUCCCCUGUCCGAAGCCCUUUGCAAGAAAUAAUAACAGCAACAGGAGCAACAACCACACAAAAUAGGGUGGAAGUGGGAGUCACUGAAGAUGGGAGUGAAAUCAUUGGUAUGGAAACUCUUUUGAAUGCUCCUCUACAUGUUUCCCAACAAAAGGAUAAGGCCACCGGAGAUGACUUUGGGGAAAAAACAGUGAUGUUUUCCACAGAAGAUGCAGCCAUGGACAUGACCCAAAGCCACACUAUAAAUAUUGCUGCAGACAUACCUGAAGAUAUACCCCUUGACAACUAUGACAUUUUCCCAGUUCUUGGAGAAAAUCGCUUGAUAGAUGAUAAAGCCACAGUCCCACCACUAUCCACAGGCAGAAAUGUCGACGUAAGCACAUCAUUGUCAUGUUUGGAUCCUGGAUUUGAAAACUUCCUUGCAAGUCUGUCUAAACCAAGCGGCCAGAGCACUAAUGCUGUAAACAUAACGAUGACUCUUCCUGCUGAAGCAUCCUCUGAAGAAACAAAAGGCUCCCUGGUCCAGAUUAAAACACAAAGGCCUAAUUUGGAUAAAGAAAAUCAAGUUCCAGUGUCUGUUUCUGCUGUGAUGGAAAAGACACCACAUAACACCAGGAAAACUGGAGAACCAUCCUACAGGAGUGCACUCUGUCCAGAAGAUGAUGUGAGCAUGGAUAUGACUGAAGCCCAGACAGAUCGCAUCCUGGGAGUCUGUGAUGAUGACGAUAAUCCUUUCCAGUGUCUUUUUCCUACUCAAGACAUGUACACCCACUCAGAGAUGAAACGGCAGCAGAGCAGUAAAGCAUCAGGAUUAACCAACCCAAAAGAUAAAGUGUCCUUGAUAAAUCCUCUCGUACCUGCUCCUCAUCAAAGACAUAAGGUGAGCUCUGUUGCAAAAAACGAAUGCAGAGAGAAGACAGUAGUGUUUGCUGCAGAUGACGAGUUUAUGGACAUGACUGGGUGUCACACAGUAAAUAUCGCCUGUGGUCCCUUGGUUCCAGAGGACAAAUCAGCAGAUAUUGAUAAAGAGAACUUGCCACUAAAUACCACUCAAAAUGUUAGAGAGCCUUUUAAAGGUGUUAUCAUCUGUCCUGAACUAAUCAUGGAUAUGACAGAAGCUCAAACUGGCCACAUUUUGGAAGGUGUGCAGGACGAUCCUUUUCAGUUUCUUUUUCCACCACAAGACAUGUACACCCACUGUCUCAAGAAAGCAGAUAGUACUUCAGGACAGCGGAUAAGUGAAGCACUCAAAUCAUCUAACCAUAAAGGCAUUGAAGCUUCAUCUUCAAAGGCACUAAAAAAUCAGAAUAAACCUGACAUUGAGAACAACUACAGCGAGAAAACAGUGAGAUUUUCUGCAGAUGAUGCCUGUAUGGAUGUGACACGAAGUCACACUGUAAAUAUCCACCAGUUGCAAGUACAGUCUGACCAAAAUUUUGACUUUUUACCUGCUAAAGAGAAAACUUUAAGAUUCACUCCAGAUGACGGUAUUAUGGAUAAGAAUUAUGGCCUCACUACAAACACUGCCAGUAAUUCAGCGUCCAAUUCAGUAAAUUCUGAGAAGAAACAAGACCGUCAAAUAUGUGAUCUGCCUAGGAACACAUCUUUGUCAGCACAUAGUUUGGAUACAGCUUCCUCCAACAUUAAUCCUAUGAUUACUAAAAUGACCUCUAAUGGAAAUGCAGUCUGUCCCGAAGCAGACAUAAGCAUGGACAUGACUGAAGCUCAAACUGGCUACAUUUUGGAAAGGGAUGCAGGCACAGCUACAGAUGCCCGUCUUCAGGAUCUUUUUCCCACGCAAAGCAUAUGCGCCCAAAGUGGUAAUGUCAGAAAAGCUGACUGGCAGAACAGUAAAGCAACUGGAUUAUCAAGCUGUAAAGGUAAAGAAAACUUCCUGAAGACUUCUGGAAACACAAAGGUGCAAAGACAGCAGGUUAAGCUUGAUGUGGAAGAUGACUGCAAAGAGAAGACAGUGGUUCCUGUUGAUGAUGCCCUUAUGGAAGUUACACAAAGUCUCACAGUGAACAUUGUCAGUGAUUUAGAACUGCAGUCUCACCAAGACACAGGCCUCUUACCUGCUAAUGGAGAAAAGACAGUGAGGUUCAGUAUAGAUGAUGCUGCCAUGGAGGUGACACGAAGUCACACUGUGAACAUUGCCACCAAUCUAAACCUGCAGUCAGAUCACAAUUCAGACCUUUUACCCCCUAUCGGAGAAAAGACGGUGAGGUUCAGUACAGAUGAUGCUGCCAUGGAUGUGACACGAAGUCACACUGUAAACAUUGCCACCAAUCUAAACCUGCAGUCAGAUCACAAUUCAGACCUUUUACCUCCUCUUGGAGAAAAAACGGUGAGGUUCAGUACAGAUGAUGCUGCCAUGGAUGUGACACGAAGUCACACUGUGAACAUUGCCACCAAUCUAAACCUGCAGUCAGAUCACAAUUCAGACCUUUUACCCCCUAUCGAAGAAAAAACUGUGAGGUUCAGUACAGAUGAUGCUGCCAUGGAUGUGACACGAAGCCACACGGUGAACAUUGCCACCAAUGUAAAGUUGCUGUCAGAUCACAGUUUACCUCUCAAUGGAGAAAAAACCGUGAGGUUCAGUACAGAUGAUGCAGCCAUGGAUGUGACACGAAGUCACACUGUGAACAUCGCCACUAAUCUAAAUCUGCAGCCAGAUCACAAUUCAGACCUUUUACCUCCUCUUGGAGAAAAAACUGUGAGGUUUAAUACAGAUGAUGCAGCCAUGGAUAUGACACGAAGUCACACUGUAAAGAUUGCCACCGAUUUUGACAAGAAGUUACAUCAAAAUGUGGAUUUUCCACCUACCUCCGAAGAGAAAACGGGGAGGUUCAAUGCAAAUGAUGGAGCAAUGGAUAUGACGGAGUGCCUCACUGAAAGUAUUCCAAGUGUUUCUGCACCAUACCUGGUUCUACCAUUGCAAAGGGCUCUGCCCAUCCAGGAAAUCCAGGGUUUUUCUUUUAAAGUAGAGAAAUCAAAUAGGGAAGCCUGUGGUCUGCGUGGAAACAUAUCUUCAUCAGCAUAUGAUUUAUAUCAAGAAUUUAAAAACUUGUCAAACACAAGUGACCCACGGACUGAUAUUAAAUCACAGGACAAUGAUAUACCAUCCCCCCAAAAAGCUACUGACCCAAGGGACAUACUGAUACAGCUUAAAACACAGAAACCUGCUAUGAAUACUGAAAGUGAAGCUCCAGGUUUGGUUUCAUCUUUCAUAAAGAAGCCAGUAAGUACAACCAUGAUGGACUGUACAGAAAUUAAUUUGAGCAUGGAUAUGACUGAAGCUCAAACAGGAUGCAUUUUGGGUCAGACGUGCACAGAUGACCCCCUUCAGUGCCUGUCCUCCACACAAGAUCCCAAUUCAGACCAUUUGCGACAAACUGGGAUUGCAUCACAGAGGAGUGGUGAUUUGGGGUUAUCCAAUCCUGAUGACCAGGAAAUUAUGAAUGUGCCAGAUUCUCUUAACUCAAACGAAAGGGAGAACACAGAAGAACCUGAACCAAGAACUACAGCUUGUCUGAUAUCACAGGAUAUGGAAAGUUCACCCAAGGUUGCUGGAAAGGAUGUGGAUGCAUUGUGCUCACGAAAGUCUAGACGAAUCAGUUUAGCUGAUAUUCAGUCAAAAGUAAGGCGUUUGAGUCACAUGAUAAGUGCAGCUCCCAGUGCAGUUGUACCUGAUAACUGCACCGCACCUUUGCAUCAUUUGGAACAAGACCUGGAGAAAAACUCAAAAGAUAAAACAUUACCUGUCACUAUGGCAGAACCAGAAGCUGAAAUGGAAUUGGUAAACACUGAAGACAAUGCACAAGCUCAGUGUUUUAUAGAAGCAGAGCAUCCCAGUGAUGCUAUUACUACAACUCCUUUCAGCUCAAAGACCAAACAGCUUAUGUCAAGAAUCUCACUGGGAGGCUUUAAGCCGAAACUGCCCCAAAAAUGCAAACCUGAUGAGUCAAAGAGAGUGAAAUCUUCAGGAGACCAUACAAAGACAAUCACCGCCAACGUUGCCAAGGAGCUGAACAACUUUGAUGAUGAUGUUAGUGAUAUUUACGAUGAAGAGCUGGGUAGUUAUGAAGAUAUGUCAGAAGCACUGGACACUAGGAGUCCUCAGAAAAGUCCAGAGUUCAACAUGGUCGAGCCUUUAGAGAACACUGUGUUUGAAGAAGAUGUUAUUAGCCCUGUUCAUGGACAAAAGAGACUUCUGCCAGAAGAUAAAACUAAUGUGGAGGAUCAAAAGAGAAUGAAAGUAUCCUGUGUGACUGUUGAAGUGUCAGAGGUCAUAGAGUGUGACAGUAAUAUAACUACAGCUCGUACGACUACACAGACAAUAGAUUCCUCCAGCAAUCACACAGCCAGCAUCAAAUGUGAAACUGCAUCUGAGUCAACUUUUAAACACAGCUUGUUUGAAUCUCAGCUUGAAGACAGUGCUGUUGAUGUGCAGAUGAAACUCAAAGAUGGCACCAUAACGGUCUUGGAGUUUUUUAAACUCUUCGGCAUUGACUUUGUCAUCCAUAAUCCUCGGGAGAGUGUCCUUCCUGGCAGAUUUUUGUCAGACACAGAGGCCUCACCAAUGGAUUUACUGAAAGACCAACAUAUCAGUCGUCCUAAACAGAUGGUUUAUGAGACGGAUGUCUUUAACCUCAAAGAAAAGGUUGAAGGGCUGAAGGUGCGAAUGCAGGAUCUAAAUAAACCUCUUAAUGCUGUCAAUAGAUCUUUGUGGGAGGACAUGAGAUAUGCUUCAGAUAAAGAGCUGAAAUCUUUCGGUGCUAAACUAAAGGAGAGAAAUAACUUCUUCAGAAAAACAAGCAAAGUUCAGUCACAUGAAAUGAAGGAGGUUCUGUACUCAAAUCUUUUGCAGGCGAAUCUGGAGGAGCAGCAGAAGUUAAGAGGAAGAAUUCAGGAAGCAGAUGAGAUGAUAAAAAUUCUGGAUGACUGUAUUUGUGAAUUAGAAACGGAAUUUGCUGCAGUUGAAGAAAAGGGGUUUGAAGACAAACCAAGUCUGAAGUCGAUGCAGGAAGAAAUGAAGAGAGUCACUGAGACGACGGCUGAUAAUGAGAUACAAAUAUCUGAACUAGAGAUGCAGAAGAAGCAGAAUUCAAGUAAAGUCAAAAGGCUUCGAGCUGAAACGAGGAACCUGGAGGUUCAUAUGGGCCUUCUGAAUAUGAUGAAUGAAUGGAAGCUCAGAGAAAUGAGGGACAACUGCAGAGUCUUCACUUUCCUCCACGAGACCAUGCAUCUGCAGCUGGUGUUUGAAAAGACCAAUGGUAAUGAUGCCGACACUGAGCAGAAAAUAACACACAUCACUUUUAAACUGGAACUCGAUGAUGAGAAGUCGCAGUGCCAUGCAUGCCUUGUUCACAAAUUGGUCUCCGAGUACAUUGAAGGUGAAAGUUGCUGGGUAAAGAAAUACCCAACAAGAAGACAAGUACCAAAGCUGCUCCAUGAUGUCAGCCUGGUGGUGAGUCGCUGUCGUCUUCUGGGAGAGGAACUGCGUCUCCUGAAACUGUGGGGAGGGCUACGGCUGGAUAUACUCGACAUCAGCUGCAUGGACACCAAAGUGCGCAUUGUCUUCAGCACUCUGAAGAAAUUUUCCAAAUUUGAGGUCGUCUUUGCCAUCUCACUCAUCAACCACUUCUGUGUCCUGCAUGUAGAGAGCUUUAAAAACAUCAUUGGAAGCACAACGAUUCAACAGAUUGAAGACAUUGUGGCUUCGUUCACUCCCGCCAAGAACCUGCUGACAAAGACUGUCAGAAAGAUUCAUGAAGUGUUAUUAUGUUGAGAAUUAAACUCUGUUGUACAGUAUAGAGGGGAAAAACUAAAAACUUAAAUUCUUUUACAAAUCAAAGAAUAAGUAUAAUGUACAGAGUCUUAGUCUGUUUCUUCUGGUCAAAGAUGUGCUGUUUUGCUUUUUGCUGUACACACAAACAGUUCUCACUGUACAAAGCUGUUCUGUUUCUGCAGACUUUAAUGUUCCAAUAUGGGCAAAAAAAAAAAUAAAAAGAUGAAUUGGCUCAAAUGAAAGCUAUGUUGGGAAUUAAAAAGAUUUGCAAACAUUGAAAUCCCAACUCUUUCAAAAAAACAAAACAACAACAACCCAGCAUUACAGACUGCACGAUUAUGGCCACUGUAGUUUAAAGCAUAAAACCCCAUUAUUGGUGUGGUGCAGUUUCCAGAGUUGCCUCUAGAUGGUGGACAUUACCCAUCACCUGUUGGAAGUUUUUGCUGAACCUCCCACAUGUAAAUAUCAGUAUCGCUUCAUUUUGUUUAUACUGAAAUGAUUAUAAGCACAUAAUCUUUUUCCAGGCUUUUUUUUAUUAGACAGCAGUAACUGUAAAAAAUAAACAUGCUAUGCAUUAUAA
Messenger RNA from Neolamprologus brichardi, 6816 nucleotides. RefSeq names its product kinetochore scaffold 1 (gene knl1). Gene Ontology annotation, cellular component: nucleus. The record is from RefSeq and is a predicted model, not a curated record. Gene Ontology annotation, biological process: protein localization to kinetochore; cell division; attachment of spindle microtubules to kinetochore. NCBI's taxonomy places the organism in Eukaryota, Metazoa, Chordata, Actinopteri, Cichliformes, Cichlidae.